AUGCUCUACAGAACCGCCGCUGCUCGCUCUGCCCUCAGGGCCCUCUCGAGCUCCAAUGCCUCGGUGGCUCGCUCGACUGUCACCAACAAUGUGUUCAAGGCGCAGUUGACGUCCUCUGCGCGUUAUCCCGCUCGGCCGAUGCCGUCGCCCACCAUGGCCCUGGCUGCUCGCAAGCCUGUGACCACUGCGCUUAUCCGCCACGUUUCUUCUGCUUCCGGGAGCAGUAACAGCCCGGAAGAGGAGGACCCCGACAUGAUGGCUGGUAUGAAGUCCGAUGCGAAAGUCAUCAAGGACACCUUCAGCCUUGAGGGCGUUCCCAAGGAGGCCAUGUACCUCGGCAUGGCUGGUGUGAUCCCCUACCUUGCUACCUCUCUCCAGACCGUCUACCUCUCGUACGAAAUCAACCGGGCCAACACCACCGGUGACGGUCUUCUCUUCUCCGGUGACACCGCUGAGUUGUUGCUGCACUUGCUCGAGCCUGUCCAGGUCGGCUACGGUGCUGUGAUCCUCUCGUUCCUCGGAGCCAUCCACUGGGGACUUGAGUGGGCCGCCUAUGGCGGCAAGGUCGGCUACAAGCGCUAUGCGGCCGGUGUUGUGGCACCUGCCGUGGCCUGGCCGACUCUGCUGCUGCUCCCCGUUGAGCACGCACUGAUCAGCCAGUUCCUUGCGUUCACCUUCCUGUACUACAGCGACGCCCGUGCUGCGGCACGUGGCCACGCUCCCUCGUGGUACGGCAUGUACCGGUUUGUACUGACCUUUGUGGUUGGCGCUAGCAUCGUGGCCACUCUGAUUGGCCGUGAGCAGAUCGUCAACACCAUCUCCUCGGAGCACAGCAUCAAGGACAAGAUCAACGCUCUUCUGUUCCUGCAGAAGAAGGAGAAGGAGGAGGCUGAGGCCCGCCGCCGGGCUGAGCUUGGUCAGGAGGAGGAAGAGUAA
This is a messenger RNA of Aspergillus chevalieri, 936 nucleotides long. RefSeq names its product DUF3429 domain-containing protein. The record is from RefSeq and is a predicted model, not a curated record. Bases 1 to 936 code for a protein of 311 amino acids. Lineage: Eukaryota; Fungi; Ascomycota; Eurotiomycetes; Eurotiales; Aspergillaceae. The transcript is spliced from 4 exons.